Brassica napus (rape) is the source of this 1829-nucleotide messenger RNA. RefSeq names its product putative ammonium transporter 1 member 5. Gene Ontology annotation, molecular function: ammonium channel activity. The record is from RefSeq and is a predicted model, not a curated record. The transcript has a single exon. Gene Ontology annotation, biological process: ammonium transmembrane transport; ammonium homeostasis. Gene Ontology annotation, cellular component: membrane. The coding region runs from base 170 to 1672 and encodes 500 amino acids. Lineage: Eukaryota; Viridiplantae; Streptophyta; Magnoliopsida; Brassicales; Brassicaceae.
GUUGUUAAACAUUACGUCACAACUUUUAUAGUAAUUAAUUAACUACGAAUUUAAUUGGUUAAGCCGGAAUCAAAAGUCAACCCUAAGCAUCCUCUUCAUUCUUUUAAUAGACACAAGAGACAACAAUUUUUCUUAUUCGAAUCUUGCUUUCCUUCUAAGGUCUCUCAACAUGUCUGGAGCUAUAACAUGCUCCGCAGCCGAACUCUCCGCUCUGCUCGGCCCCAACGCCACGGCCGCGGCUAACUACAUCUGCGGCCAACUAGGCACCGUCAACAACAAGUUCACCGAUGCAGCCUACGCUAUAGACAACACCUACCUCCUUUUCUCGGCUUACCUCGUCUUCGCCAUGCAGCUCGGCUUUGCCAUGCUAUGUGCUGGCUCCGUUAGAGCCAAGAAUACAAUGAACAUCAUGCUCACCAAUGUCCUUGACGCUGCAGCCGGAGGAAUCUCUUACUAUCUCUUUGGUUACGCCUUCGCUUUUGGCGAGUCCUCCGGUGGAUUCAUUGGAAUACACAACUUUGGUCUUAAAAACUACCCCACUUCUACCUCGGACUACUCCUUCUUCCUAUACCAAUGGGCGUUUGCAAUCGCAGCCGCUGGGAUUACAAGCGGAUCAAUAGCUGAGAGGACUCAGUUUGUGGCGUACUUGAUAUACUCUUCUUUUUUAACUGGUUUUGUUUACCCGGUCGUGGCGCACUGGUUCUGGUCCCCGGACGGAUGGGCUAGUCCCUUCCUUUCAGAAAACCGCUUGUUUGGUACCGGAGCCAUUGACUUUGCUGGCUCCGGUGUUGUUCAUAUGGUUGGUGGUAUUGCUGGAUUAUGGGGUGCCCUUAUUGAAGGUCCUAGAAUCGGCCGGUUCGAGGAAGGGGGCCGCGCUAUUGCUCUGCGCGGCCACUCUGCCUCGCUUGUCGUCUUAGGAACCUUCUUACUCUGGUUCGGUUGGUAUGGUUUCAACCCCGGUUCCUUCACCAAGAUCCUUAUUCCGUACGAGUCUGGUUCCAACUACGGCCAGUGGAGCGGAAUUGGCCGGACAGCGGUUACAACCACGCUCUCCGGAUGUACUGCGGCUCUAACAACGCUCUUCGGCAAACGCUUCUUAUCAGGUCACUGGAUGGUAUCUGACGUUUGCAACGGGUUACUUGGUGGGUUUGCGGCCAUAACCGCAGGUUGCUCUGUGGUAGAGCCAUGGGCAGCGAUUGUCUGCGGCUUCAUUGCUUCCAUCGUCCUUAUCGGAUGCAACAAGCUCGCAGAGCUCUUAAAGUAUGAUGAUCCGCUUGAGGCCGCACAGCUACACGGAGGGUGCGGUGCAUGGGGGUUGAUAUUUGUAGGACUUUUUGCAAAUGAGAAAUAUGUAAACGAGGUAUACGGAGCCAGCCCAGGAAGGCAUUACGGACUGUUUAUGGGUGGAGGAGGGAAGCUAUUGGGAGCACAGCUGGUUCAGAUAGUUGUGAUUGUGGGAUGGGUUAGUGCCACAAUGGGAACACUCUUCUUCAUCCUUAAACAGCUCAAUUUGCUAAGGAUCUCGGCGAAUGAUGAGAUGAGAGGAAUGGAUAUAGCACGUCACGGUGGUUUUGCCUAUAUAUACCAUGAUAAUGAUGAUGAGUCAAUUCAGUUUCCGGGAAUGACCCCUGGAUCUCCUUUACCUCGCCGUUCUGAUCCUCCAGCUCUUUGAUUUUCAUGUUUUUUUGUAAUUUUAUUCCCGUUAAGAUGUUUGGGGGUUUGCAUUUGAAAUACAAAUUGCUUUGUUUGUAUCUAUUUUGUUUCGAGUGAUCUAUUAUCUAUGUAUGUGUUUAUAUGUUUCUUCUUUCGGUUCCGUUUUCCGAUUUCUA